GAUGCCUACAAGAAGUUUAUCAAGACGAUCAAGGAUGCGAAGCUCAAGGCCAAACCAUCUGUGCCGGCUUAUCGCCUGAAAACUUUUGUGCUCAACUCGUUGUCAUUCGGACUUGCGCAGCACAGAGAACGAGUCUACAUCUUGGGUGUGCGCCAGAGUGCUUCCGGGUUGAAAAGGCCUUUGCCAAAAAAUCCCACCCCGAAGAUCAGCAAGAAGCCUGAGCUCGCAAAGUUCCUGCGUCCUCUGACAGUUUCUCCUGGGGAUCGUCAGUUGAAGAGCAAGACAGCGAAGAAGAAUUUCAGGUGGGCUUCAAAGACAUACACGGGAGCUUCGGAGGCAGUGGUUGACUGUGGUGCUGGCAAAGAGUUCAGACAAGUGCGUGAGGGAGCGACACCAACCAUCACUCGAGCACGGGGGGCAUCCAGAUCGGUCUUUUUGCUCAAGGAGCGUCGGUACUUAACCCUCCAUGAGCUUGAGCUCUUGCAGGGCUUCAAGAAGAUCAAUUGGCCCAAGGGGAUCCCCAAGACAAAGCGUGGUGCUAUGAUCGGGAACGCCAUGAGCGUGCCAGUGCUUGCAGCAGCGAUGAGAGCGGUAUCCGCCGCCUGGGAGCGGAUCAUGGCCCAUGAUGCAUUCCGUGGCAUUGUUGGUGAAUCUCCGCUCAGCUUGAAGAGUGGCGGCCUCUGCCAGCCCGUUGACUACGAUGUCAUGGCAAGAAAGAUGGAAGCUUCUGAGGACUAUUUGGCUGGCAUCAACGCUGCCUGGGUCAGGUACCUCAUGAACGCUACAUUCCGAGAACCUGCUCCUUUGACUUUGGAGCUCGCUGUCGAGGAGGCCUCAUCAUGGCCAGGAAAGCACAAUGGGAUGCUGCGGAGAUGUUCACCUGAAGAAGAACACCAUGCAUUUGUGCUGUCGACAGACAGGGACCUUUCAGUUGGAAAGAACGUGGAGGGUUGGGUGGCCGCUUGGAAGUCCUGUGUUGCUAGGAUGGUGAAGAUCACGUCCUAUGAGGCCAUCUUUUGGCAGGCAGCAAAGGCUCGGGAGCGAAUCGGUGAGCAGUUUGACUGCCUCUACUAUUCGACAUUGCAGCGCAUCUUCCAUUUGGUACAAUGGAGAAGCGAGGAAGAGUCCCGUGCGGGACACAAACUGACUGCAGGUCAGUUGUGGGCUGCAUUCAACUCCAACCUGACGGUCACCCAUGGAGAGAAGAUCACCGAGAGCUAUUCGAAGCUGGCAAUUCAAAUCCACGACAACCUCCUGACGAACGCCAGCAUUCGCUCCCUUCUAUUGAGCAGCGAGCAGUGGUUUGGAAAGAAGGGGCCGCUUGACUCUCUUUACAAAUUGGAAGCCAUUUCCCAGAUCGCACGCAGCCCUGCACACGUUGAGUUUGUGCUUUCCGGCCUCUUUGACCAUGUGGUGAACAAAGUGAUCCGGAUUGGGGAUGUGUCGGUCUCGGCUUUGAGCGGCCGUAAGUCAGCUGUUGGCAAGGGGCUUGUCCACAUGUACAUCUUCAAGUACGAAGCCAAGCGGCGCCUCUUCGCUCACGUGGAUGAGUCAGGGCUGGUUAGCUUUGAGGAUUUGGAAACUCUCAAGAAGGUGCUCCAUGAUCCUGCCAGCUAUCGAGCACACACUGGAGGGCGUCCUUUUGGCAAGUCUCCAGACUUGAAGGAGGGCCAUCUGGAUCCCAGCACAGCGCAGGUGGCUGCAUCGGACAUGACUUGGCUAGGAGCGCUUUCGCCAGUGGCCCAGCAUGCCUUCAAGUUCAUCUCUGACUUCAUCUAUGGGACAACCUAUGACGCAGCUAUCAGGAAUGGGCUCCGAUACAACCACAAAAUCGAUGAUGUCUUGAAACAUCAAGAUGUGGAGCCAGAGUGGAAGAAAGUCAUCUCACCUGAAGACAGCAAGGAGAAUGAAACCAAACCGCAGGAUCUCUCUGAGGAGCAAAAGUUGGAGAGCAGUGACUUCGCUAUGAUCUUGAGAAUGCAGCCACCUGGGGCAGAAGAGAAGAUCCUUGGCAUGGAGAAGCAAGAGCAAGACAUCUUGAAGGAUGCUCAGAAGGACGACGCUCAGGACUUGGUGCAGCGUUCUUUGUUCACUGUGGACGGCAAUGGCAGUCUGGUGUCGCUGGCCAAAAAUCUUCGUGGCUGUUCCUUUGCGUCGCUGAAAGGUGAUGUUGAGAAGAGCACACUGCACAUCUACAAUGUGGACGCAUCUGGGGAGAACGCCAAUGGCCGAAGGUUUCUUUUCUUGGAUUCCGGCAGAGAAGGGCUCUGGGGGCACUUCAACUCAGCAUUCCCUGGCAAGAUCUUGGCCAAAAAGUUUUACAUCAAUUAUACCCAGCAGUCGGUCAAGAAAUGGCGCGACGAACGCUGUCCGAGCGGAAGCUCGCUUGGUCGAGGAGUGCUCAACCUUUCCUGCCUCGAGGCUUGUUUGAUCGCCGCAGGGAAGAAUUUGCCCUCCAUCAUUGGCAAUCGCGACAACAAGUACCAUGGUGGAUCAUGUGAAGUCAACGUGAUCAGUGGAGUGUCGAAGGUGAACCCGUCAGCUUUGACAAAGAUAGCCACGAGCGUAAAGCUCUCAAUGUUGGCUGACAGCCAAGUGAAAGAUUCUGCCCGAUCCAGGGCGACGGCUCGCGAUGACGGACACGAUCGUGAGCCCAUGGCAUGGGCCCCGUUGGGACAUGGAUUGAUGAGCGAGUUGGUCCACCGCUUUCGACCAAAAAGUGUCACACUCUUUUGCGCCAGUGACCCGGUGGAGAUCCUGCCCAUUUUGGAAUGCAAGAUUCCAGUGGUUGCCUUCUGCCAUUCAGAUGAGCAUGCCACCUGGUUCCACAAGGUUGCCUCGAGCUGUGUGUUCAAGUCCUUCAUCAAUCCGCAGAGCAAGCUGUACAAACCAGAAGUUGCAAAGCUUCUUGUGAGCGAGGAUGGUGAAGGUGGCUGUGAGGAGGAGGACCGGCCUUCCAAUGAAGAUGGUGGUAAGGGAAGGGGCGCCGGCGGAGGCCGCGGUCGCGGUCGUCCAAAAGGACGUGGGCGCCCAAAGAACCCCAAAGAUCAGGAGGACAAUGAAAACGAUGAUGAUGGCAAUGAAGAUGACGACGAGGAUGAGGAAGGACAACUGAGCGAAGAAGCAAACUCGGAGUAG
Durusdinium trenchii is the source of this 3138-nucleotide messenger RNA. The record is from the annotation of a GenBank genome assembly. NCBI's taxonomy places the organism in Eukaryota, Dinophyceae, Suessiales, Symbiodiniaceae.